AUGUGGUUCCCACGUCGCCGUCUCCGUCUCGCCCUUGCCGGCCUCGCCCACGCUGAGCUCGCGUCUCGCCGUUCUCAUCCGCAAACAGCCUUAGAGCACGCUACGGGACGCUCGUCAACCGUGUCGUCCGCGCGCGUGCGCGAGCUCGAGGACGAGCUCAACGUUCUGAAAAAGCAGAUGGCGGCGUUGAUGUCCGCGAGUACAGUGCAGGUGCAGCGCGGUGCGACCGCUCCUGGAGAGCCCGCUGCCGCCGUCCCCAUCCCUCAGAGCAAGUCGGUGUUUGCACCGACUGUCUUCAGUGCCGGGCCGACCUCGCGGGACAACGCUACGUCAGAUCUGACCAAGGACCCGCCUCCACUGGGGCCAUCCAGCAGAAUUGACCCCUCGGGGCCGCUGGGACGCGCACUCGGACUGAGCACGACCCACGUCUCGGCCCCGACCGCUACGACUGCACCCCCGGUGCAUAUGCCUGCUUCAGUCAGCAAUGUAUUCAACAUGGCCGCGCAGGCUCAGGCUACCAUGGGGUUGGCACCCGGGAACAACGCUCCUCCGGAAGCACCCCGCGUGUACCCAGUACGGAAGCCAAACAAUCCCACUAAGUACUCGGGGAAGGCGGAUCUCGUCGCCUUCCAACGUUUCGCACAGGAGAUUCACGUGUACAACCGGGGAUACCAUAUCGCCCUGGAAGACCAAGUAUUCUAUGCGUCGUACUACCUGACGGACAGGGUGUACGACUUUUAUUUGUUUAACGCUUCUGCGGAUCCCGGCCGUUGGACUAUGGAGGACUUUUUACGUUCCUUCUUUGACCAUUGCUUCCCGGAUGACUUCCGCCAGCAGAAGCGUAAUCAAAUAAUGAAAAUGUAUCAGGGGACGCGCUCCGUAAAGGAGUUCGUGCAGGAACUGACGUCCGCGUACUCAGUACUGAACGAGGACCCCCCGGAGGCCCACGCACGACGCCUGUGGGCCGGUCUUGCAAGCCACAUCCAGAGCGGCCUUUGGUUGCGUGACUUGCACAUGGAGACGGCCACUUGGGACCAGAUUGAGCGGGCUGCACUAGCGAUUGAACGCGCCGGCCAGAACAGCCGGGACGCGCGAACACACGACCGUGAACCACACCCUCAACCGCCCACUGGUGGGCAGGACAAGUCACACACACAGCAGCCAUCACGCGUGAGCCUGAUCGCCCCAACCGAGCGCACUCAGCACGAGAAUGGACAGCAGCAGCCCCGCGCAUUCACCCGGCCGACCAAUGGAUGGUCGGGAACGACGCCUAAGAACAGUGGCGUGCUGUCUGUCCCGCAACAACAGCACAAAAAGCCCGUGCAGAGCCACGGAGGGCAACGCGCGGGCGGUAGCAGCAACGGAAAGCCAUUGCGGCCGGACUCGAAUAGCAAGCCAUUGGGGAACAGCCUAUCUUGUUACAUUUGCGGCAACCCCAACCAUUUCCAACGGAAUUGUCCCUGCGCAUCGAACGUGCCAUCGCGAUCCAAGGGAAAGCCCCCAGGUCUUCAGACGUUCAGCGUCGGAAUUGACUUUUCCGACACUGAGGCGAAGCGCGGACUGGCCGAGACGACGGAGCAGUUGGGCGCGAUUCGUCUGAACGCCAUAGAAUUAGCUAUCGAAGAUCGUGGAGAAGAGCGGUACUCACGCGACGUUGGGCCUUCAUGGGCGACGUUGCAGGAUGGGUACCGCGCAGGCGUCCGGUUCUGGGCGUCCUUGGACACGGUGUACACCCUACGAAGUCCGACGCCGGAGCCCUCUCCAACACCCUCAGUCGUCUCUUCAGACGACGAGGACGAGGAAAUGCCGGAGCUACAGUCGGCUAGCGAGGACGAAGAAAUGUCAGACAACGAGGAUGACAAGGAGAGCUCAGAGGACACGUACUACUCUGCCUCUUCUGGCGAGCUAUCGGAGAGUGAGAACGAACGACUCUCCGAGCGUGACCCACCUUCAGCGCACCACGUAUAUCACCCUCCUUCGAUGGAGGACGCGGAUGACGACACAGGCAAUGACGCUGAGGACGAGGACGACUCGUACCAAAGGCGGCUGACUGUCCGACCCAUGCCUGCAUCCCACGACGUCCAUGGCCCCUUUGACAAAGAGGACAAAGUCUUCAGGCUGGCAGGCGAGGACUCCCUCGAGUGGGAAGACGAUGGUGGCGACUUGUCGGGGACGGUCAUAGCCUGGACGGGCGAACCUGAGAGAUCUAUCUUCGGCGACGGUUCACGGUCGUCUGUAGAGGACCCUCGCGUCAGCUACUACUCGUUCUUCACGAUAGAAAAGGAAUUCACUCCGUUCCACCGCCUCGUUCUGCCUUCGCGACCAGAUCGAACGGGCGAGCAUCGUCGACUGGGCCGGGUGAACUGGCCUGGGCCGACAGACGUCGUGCCGCAUUGCAGCACGCUGGGACGAUUUGUCUCCACGGCUCUCAACCGCGAGCUGCCCUACCCUGAGGACGUGCGCGCCGUGUGGCUCUUGGAAGAGGGCAUCCCGCGGACCGGGUCCCUCCCUGUGCUCCUGCGCGACGCGAGAGCGAUGGAGCAACUCGUAGUUGCGGAGAGCACGACGCUGUGCAUCGACGUCCAGAUCUCCACGAUCCAGACCUGCAGCGCCCCAGUUGGUGGGGUCUGCGCCCUUGCCCUUGAGAGCGCGGUGCUCCUCGCGCGCCUCCCAAUCAUCUCCCACAGUGGACGCGUCGUCCGACGGGGCGACGUCGUGCAUCCGUGGGGUAUUAAAUUCCACGCGGCGAUUAACCCGCUCUUCGACGCGGGAUGCGCGCGCGAGCUCCUCGCUCAGCGGCUCGCGCAAUCCGUAUCCACCCACCGGCGAGAUGCUCGCGAGAGCCUCGUUCAUCCUCGCAUGGAAGCUGUCGUUGGGGUCGGGGUACGGCGUGUGGUAUAUCUCCGUGUGCUCCUCGAGCUCCUCCGAUGA
Molecule: messenger RNA, 2931 nt
Organism: Epithele typhae
Lineage: Eukaryota; Fungi; Basidiomycota; Agaricomycetes; Polyporales; Epitheliaceae
Exons: 3
Coding region: 1-2931 (976 amino acids)
Molecular function (GO): zinc ion binding; nucleic acid binding
Source: RefSeq, a predicted model, not a curated record